This is a messenger RNA of Annulohypoxylon maeteangense, 1744 nucleotides long. RefSeq names its product general substrate transporter. Gene Ontology annotation, biological process: carbohydrate transport; transmembrane transport. The record is from RefSeq and is a predicted model, not a curated record. Gene Ontology annotation, cellular component: membrane. The transcript is spliced from 5 exons. NCBI's taxonomy places the organism in Eukaryota, Fungi, Ascomycota, Sordariomycetes, Xylariales, Hypoxylaceae. Bases 106 to 1605 code for a protein of 499 amino acids. Gene Ontology annotation, molecular function: carbohydrate:proton symporter activity.
GGAGUGGGGAACGAGGUAUAAGAUGGCGUGGUGCGACGUCGAGUGAGCUCACCGAGUUCACCUCGCCUUUUAUCGUGCGAGGGAUUCAGUAAUAUCUAAGCAAAGAUGAAGCCUCAUACUUACCAGUUCCUCGUCGGCGUUUUCGCCUCGAUGGGCUCGGUGCUCUUCGGCUACGACUUAGGCGUCAUCGCCGGCGUCGUCGGGAGCACCUCGUACGCAGAGCUAUUCCACGCGAACGCGGCUCAGAACGGAGCCGUAGUAUCCCUCUUCACAGGCGGCGCCUUCUUCGGCGCCAUGUUCGCCGGGCCUGCAGGUGACUAUCUCGGGCGUCGUCUCACCAUCAUGCUCGGGGCCCUCGUCUUCCUUCUCGGCGGGGGCAUCCAAACCGGGGCCCAGCACCUGAACUACCUAUACGCGGGACGCGCGAUCGCCGGUCUUGGCGUCGGUUUCCUCACCAUGAUCAUCCCCGUGUACCAAUCGGAGAUCGCGCACCCGUCCAUCCGGGGACGCGUAACAGGGCUCCAGCAAUUCAUGUUGGGGAUAGGCGCCUUCCUCGCGGGCUGGAUCACCUGGGGCUGUUUCCGCAACUUCACCGACUCCGCGCAGUGGCGGCUUCCUCUCGGGAUCCAGAAUCUCCCCGCGGUCGUUCUCGCCGCGCUGAUCCUCCUGUUCCCUGAAUCCCCGCGCUGGCUCGUCGACCACGACCGCGCGGAUGAGGGGUUACGGACUUUGGCGAAGCUGCAUUCGAACGGGGAUAUCGACGACGACUGGGUGCGCGCCGAGUUCGCAUCGAUCCAGGAAACGGUGUCGUUCGAGCACGCGCACGAGGCGAAGUCGUACCUCGAACUCUUCACGAACCCGAGCGCCUUCCGGCGGUUAUUCCUCGCGUGCUCGAUCCAGGCUGCGACGCAGAUGACCGGUGUUUCCGCGAUCCAGUAUUUCUCCGUCAGCAUCUUCGCGCAGAUCGGUAUCUCGGCCGACGACGCGCUCAAGUACCAGGCUAUCAACAGUAUCCUGGCCUUGAUAGCGCAGGCGUUUUGUAUGUUGCUGAUUGACAAGUUCGGCCGACGACCGACGAUCAUAGUGGGGAAUUUGGUGAAUUGUGUUACGUUUGUGAUCGUAACUAUUUUGCUGGCUAAGUUCCCUCCUGUGACGAACUCUGGGAGCACGGCUGGCUGGGGGUUUAUAAUUGUUACUUGGCUUUUCAAUAUUUCAUUUUCAUUUGCAUGCGGUCCGCUUUCAUGGAUCAUCCCCGCCGAAAUCUUCGACACGCACACGCGAUCUAAGGGUGUAUCUUUGGCAACCAUGAUGUCCUUCGCUUUCAACACGCUCAUCGGACAGGUAACCAGCAUCGCUGUCGAGUCCGUCGGGUGGCGCUAUUUCGUCGUAUUCGCUGUGUGCAACGCCACCAACGCAUUGUUCUUCUACUUCGUCCUACCAGAAACUAAGCUUGUACCCCUCGAGCAAAUGAGUACCGUCAUAUUUGCCAAGGACGCUCCGUGGAUCGUUGUCGGGAAACGUUCUGCGCAUUACCGCGCCGCUGCCGCUGCAGCCUCUAUUGGGAAAGGUGAUUUGGAAGCUAAGAAGGAAGAGAUUGAGAUGUAAUGCAAUCAACCCACGGAUCAACGCUACUUUACGGUAAAUCUUUAAAAUAGCCCUAUCUUAAAACGAAAAUACAAAUUUAAUGAUAUUCAGUAAGUGCUCUAAGAUUGUCCUAGGCUAAUAUAGUUCAUGAUGAAUCUCG